Molecule: messenger RNA, 1693 nt
Organism: Mollisia scopiformis
Lineage: Eukaryota; Fungi; Ascomycota; Leotiomycetes; Helotiales; Mollisiaceae
Exons: 4
Coding region: 1-1584 (527 amino acids)
Source: RefSeq, a predicted model, not a curated record
AUGGUGGGGUAUAACUAUGGCCCCUGGGCAUUGGUCAAUGAAACUACCGGUGACUCCGUGGCGAAUUACACAUUCGUCCUUCCGAGUCUGGAGGCUCAGUACUCUUAUUUGGGGCUAGGAACUGGAUCUAUGGAUAGUGCGAAUCAGGGUCUGAGUUACCGGUUGAGUGGUGCCGAAUCCGUGACGUAUCAAGGGCAAGUUUUUGCACCAGGGUCGUCAUUCAUCCUUAUUACUCAGCUUCUUCGAUCUGACGGAGAUGUGUCUAUCAUACUACUUGCUGGGAAUGGUGUUAUCUUCUACGAUGAAAUGGAUGACGAUUGGUAUCGGGCGACGAGAUACGCUGCGACAUUGACAGACACAGAGCUUCCCUCGGCAGUGUCAAAUGGUUACAUCCCUGUAGAAGCAGGGAGUCCAAUGGGAUGUCUCGAACGAUUCCAGUGGUGCUCUUCUGGCAAAUGCGGACCACUGGCAAGUUUUUAUCAUUCUGUCUCUGGAACGGCUUCGAUUUUCAAUAUGACGGCAGAAGACUUUAGUCUUAACUAUACAGCUCGGCCAUCCUCUACGUCAAAACUGGGCUCGGUCUUCGUCUGGAUAUACCUCAUGCUAGCUGAAUCUGGUGCUGAUAUUAACAUGAUUGCUGCGGGUCUGCCUGGAGCUCAAGUCUUGACGUCUGAGUCGCUUCUGAUAAACUCUAUACAAUAUCCUCUGCCUUUAAACCAAUGGCAACUUGACGUAUCAUAUUGGUUUGAUAUAAUACUCGCUACAUUUCAAGCGAUCUUCGUGGACGUCGCGUCUGGACCCUCAGACCCCAUGCUUGAACAGUCAGAAUUCGAAUGGAGUCCUGAGAACGAGCAAGAGCGCCAGCUAUGCAACAGCCAGAAAGUCCAAAGUACUUCAUACGCUUCAUUCAGCCUCUUCGGACUUUUAUUCACCUAUAUCCUCAGUAUUCUCAUAAUCUCUGUUUCUUUCAUACUGGACCCGAUUCUAACUUGCCUGCAACACCGACGCAAGUACAAAACUUAUGCACGCCUAGAAUGGAACACCAAUGCCACCCUACAGCUCCAUCGAUUGACCCAAGAGGAGCUGGGGUUGGGGAAUUGGGAGGGAUGCGCGGAUAUGGUGCCCACUACAAAGGCAGGAGAAAUGCUAGCAGGGCUAGAUAUCAAUGAUCUAGAUCACCCGGUGCUGAUAAAACCUACCAGCACCGAAAAAGAGAAGAGGAGUAUCGGAACUGAAGAAAUUUCUGAUGCGUCAACAAAUGAGAUCUUGAUUCCAAAACACCCUGUCUCUUCAAUUGCUCACCAUGUUGAGGAUGUCGAUUUCGACGGUACAACCGGUUAUGGCGAAUCACGAGUAUUCGCCCAAGGUUCUCGGACAGGCCAAGAUGACGUUCGCAAUUUGAGUCAAACUCAUACUUUAGAAUUUGUUCGUGCUCAAGUCUCUAGGCCAGGAGCAAAUGAUACCCUUGCAUCUCCUCAAGGUGGUGUUGAGGAAUUUGGCCACAAAGAGAACAUCGAUUCUGACAGAGCUCAAAAUGACUACACCGAGACCGCUGUUCCGAUUCCAGGCGCAACAGGCUUGUAGGGAACUGAAAUAUCGAUCCCUGCAGUAUACUGGAAGAGGUGGUUCUCUGAUAGCUACUUAGUGGGCAUGUCUGAAUAUAGUUGAAUUUCAUAUCCAUACAACACUUGUC